AUGAUAAAGUUCCCGCAAAACGUCUCCAAGCUGUUUCGCCCGGGGCCGCCAUUGCAGUAUAAAAAGCCUGUGGACUACCCAGUUGAAGAGAGAAAGACGGCGAACAAAAUCCAAAGCUUAUCUGGAUAUCUCGGCGCACUUGAUACAUAUCGCUCAGAGCAUCCAGAGGGUUCCGAGAACGGUCACUUAGACGCUUACAAUGCUGCAGAGAAUGCGCGGCAAGUGGAGGCAAAAGCACUUAACGCUAAACUUGCAAUUUGGAACCCAGACGAAGAUCCGAAUAUCGCUGAUAGUGACCCUUACAGGACAAUUUUUGUAGGGAGACUGCCGUUUGCUGUCACAGAGGUCGAGCUUCAAAAGGAGUUCGUUCGGUUCGGAGAGAUUGAAAAAGUGAGAGUUGUCAGAGACAAGACCUCCAACAAGAGCCGCGGCUACGGCUUUAUCAUGUUUAAAGACGAGAUUUCGGCAAGGUCAGCCUGCCGCGAGAUUGGUGUACACCGCGGAGUCCAGAUUGGAGGCCGGCCAGUAAUCGUCGAUAUAGAGCGUGGCAGGACUGUCAAAUACUUCACGCCGCGGAGGCUGGGGGGCGGCCUCGGCGGUCGCGGAUACAUGAAGAGAGAUAAACUAGCCAAACUGGCAAGCGCUGUUGCGAAAGACGAGCCUAAGACAACGCCACGGGGCCCUCCACCAUCAAGUUUCCCGUCUGGUCCAAGAAGCCGGUUCAAUGCUUACAGCGGCGCCCCUGCAAGAGCAGCACCUCCUCCAGAAAGGGCACCCGCCUAUCGUUCCAGGCAAAACCGUACAAGCAGAUUCCAAGGAUUUAGACCCGACUACUAG
Lachancea thermotolerans CBS 6340 is the source of this 837-nucleotide messenger RNA. RefSeq names its product U1 snRNP complex subunit SNP1 (gene SNP1). The transcript has a single exon. The record is from RefSeq and is a predicted model, not a curated record. Lineage: Eukaryota; Fungi; Ascomycota; Saccharomycetes; Saccharomycetales; Saccharomycetaceae. Gene Ontology annotation, cellular component: U2-type prespliceosome; precatalytic spliceosome; U1 snRNP. Gene Ontology annotation, biological process: mRNA splicing, via spliceosome. Gene Ontology annotation, molecular function: U1 snRNA binding; mRNA binding. Bases 1 to 837 code for a protein of 278 amino acids.